UGUUCUCUCUGUCUUCUUUUAUAGCAGAAGAACAAGGACAUGGACUUCUCAGAGGGUGAAAUUGCACUUGACCCAGAUUAUGCAGAUUAUUAUAAUGAUAACCUGGAAGAACCUUGUUCUUACCAGAACAACCACAGGCUGGAGCAGGUGGUCGGUCCGUACGUCCACUCCAUCAUCUGCAUCCUGGGCUUCAUUGGGAACAGCCUGGUGAUCAUCACCUAUGCCUUCUACAAAAGGACCAAGUCCAUGACUGAUGUCUACCUGCUCAACGUGGCCAUUGCAGACCUGCUGUUUGCAGCGGUUCUUCCUCUCAUCGUCUACAACGAGCUGACAUCGUGGUCGAUGGGGCCGGUGGCCUGUAAGCUGCUGCGUGGCUCCUACAGCGUGAACGCCAUCGUCCAGGCCCGUCGCAGCUUCAGACUGCGCUCGCUGCCCUACAGCCGGGUCAUCUGCGCCGUCGUCUGGAUCUUUGCCAUUCUGCUGUCCGUCCCCACCUUCUACUUCUACAACUGGUACGAGCCGUCCCACAUCAGCAACACCCCCAUGUUUGAUGGAGAGGGGACCAAUCUGACCAACUUCUGGGACAUCUUCAUGCUGGGUGGACAGGAGAAUCAGACUUCCAGGACUCCACAGUACGUCUGUGAGUUCAGGUUCGAGAGCAACAGUACUGCCUGGAGUGCCAAAGUGGCCAUCCCCAGCACCCAGCUGGCCGUGGGCUUCUUUCUGCCGCUGCUCAUCAUGAUCUCCUGCUACACCGCCGUCAUCAUCACGCUGCUUAGAGCCAGGAACUUCCAGAGGCACAAGGCGGUGCGGGUGGUGCUGGCUGUGGUGUUGGUGUUCAUCGCCUGCCACCUGCCCUACAAUAUCACACUGCUUUAUGACACCGUCAACAUGUUCCAGCAGGGGGAGUGUGAAGUGUUGGACAACCUGCAGGUAGCCAAGACGGCGACACAGACCAUCGCCUACCUGCACUGCUGCCUGAACCCGGUACUGUACGCCUUCGUCGGGGUGAAGUUCAGGAACCACUUCAGAAGGAUCAUGCAGGAGCUGUGGUGUCUGGAGAAGAGGUACAUCGCCCCACGCCGCUUCUCCAGGGUCACCUCCGAGAUCUACAUGUCCACUCGCCGCUCGGUGGAUGGAUCCAGUGAGAACGGCUCGUCUUUCACCAUGUGAAGACGUCUGCUGGGUUCAUCUGUGGAGCUGAUUGUUGUGGACCAGAAACUUCCUGUUAAAUCCAAAUAACACAGGAGCUCGAGGUCUGCAGGUCUCUGAGAGUCCAAACUGGACUCAAGUCUGUAAAACAUUUAGUGAUGUUGUGUUGCUUCAAGCUGUGGUUCUCAGGGAGUCACAGGAUAAAUCGCAGGGUUAUCAGAUGAUAAUAUCCCCAAGCUACAUCUCAGUCUUACAUGCAGCUUACUAACCUCCUCCCUUUACCUGACCAAAGCCACAACAUGUUGUCAGUCCUAGACGCCAUCUUUUGAUUCGGCCAUCUUGGUUGUAGUUCCCUUAUUUAAACCACGUAGCUUAAAACAAAGGGUCCAUCUUAAAU
Molecule: messenger RNA, 1549 nt
Organism: Lates calcarifer (barramundi perch)
Lineage: Eukaryota; Metazoa; Chordata; Actinopteri; Centropomidae
Product: C-C chemokine receptor type 6-like
Biological process (GO): chemotaxis; G protein-coupled receptor signaling pathway; immune response
Cellular component (GO): membrane
Molecular function (GO): chemokine receptor activity
Source: RefSeq, a predicted model, not a curated record